This is a messenger RNA of Suricata suricatta (meerkat), 1552 nucleotides long. It is a transcript of the gene GSX2, whose product is annotated as GS homeobox 2. The record is from RefSeq and is a predicted model, not a curated record. The coding region runs from base 122 to 1003 and encodes 293 amino acids. Gene Ontology annotation, biological process: regulation of DNA-templated transcription. NCBI's taxonomy places the organism in Eukaryota, Metazoa, Chordata, Mammalia, Carnivora, Herpestidae. Gene Ontology annotation, cellular component: nucleus. Gene Ontology annotation, molecular function: sequence-specific double-stranded DNA binding; DNA-binding transcription factor activity, RNA polymerase II-specific. The transcript is spliced from 2 exons.
CCUCCGCGUCCCCAAGGGCUUGACCGCCUGCAUCCGCGCGGCAGCCGGGGCAGAGCUCAGAACAGGAGAGGGGAGGGGGCGCCACCGCCACCGGGCCCUCCAGCCACCCACCCCUCCCGACAUGUCGCGCUCCUUCUAUGUCGACUCGCUCAUCAUCAAGGACUCCUCGAGGCCCGCGCCCUCGCUGCCUGAGCCGCACCCCGGGCCAGAUUUCUUCAUCCCGCUGGGCAUGCCAUCCCCGUUGGUGAUGUCUGUGUCGGGGCCCGGCUGCCCGUCCCGCAAGAGUGGCGCGUUCUGCGUGUGCCCACUCUGCGUCACUUCGCACCUGCACUCCUCCCGCGGGCCAGCGGGCUCCGGCGGCGGGGGCGCUGGGACGGGGAGCGCAGGGGCCGGGGGUAGUGGGGCGCCGGGGGGCGCCGGGACCCUGCCCCUGCUCAAGAGUCAGUUCUCUUCCGGUCCUGGGGACGCGCAGUUCUGCCCGCGCGUCCAUCAUCACCAUCCGCCGCAGCACCACCUUCACCACCAUCAGCCCCAGCAGCCAGGCUCUGCCGCUGCUGCGGCGGCCGCGGCGGCCUUGGGGCACCCUCAGCACCACGCACCUGUCUGCGCCGCCGCCACCUACAACGUGGGGGACCCGCGGAGAUUCCACUGCCUCGCCGUGGGGGGCUCGGACGCCGGCCAGGUGCCCAAUGGCAAGAGGAUGAGGACGGCCUUCACCAGCACGCAGCUCCUGGAGCUCGAGCGGGAAUUCUCUUCCAACAUGUACCUGUCCCGACUGCGGAGGAUCGAAAUCGCGACAUACCUGAACCUGUCGGAGAAACAGGUGAAAAUCUGGUUUCAGAACCGCCGGGUGAAGCAUAAGAAGGAAGGGAAGGGCACACAGAGGAACAGUCACGCGGGCUGCAAGUGUGUCGGCAGCCAGGCGCACUACGCGCGCUCGGAGGAUGAGGACUCCUUGUCGCCGGCCUCGGCCAAUGAUGACAAGGAGAUUUCUCCCUUAUGAGGGAGGGCUGCCUCCCCCUCACCACACGCUCCUAGCAGUCCCCACAGCACCCACGCGGCAGGCACGCAAGGGCCCACAUCCUCGCCCAUUGCGUGGUCCCAUCUGGAGGAGGAGGAAGCUGAGCCCUCUCGGGUCACAGGAGUCCGGCCUGACCCUUGGCAUCUCCUCCUUGAUCUAUAAGUUUUAAGCUCCACUCGAACUUAUAGAUCGGUUUUUUUUUAAAUGUAAAUAAUCUAGAUUCAACUCAGUCUUGUCAUAUAACAGAGGGGGAGAAAACCAGGGUUGAUUUAAGUUUAACACUGUAUGGGGGGUUUUGAAAGUGCACGUCCUUUCCUAUCAUCUUUCAGAACCUAAGAACAUCGAGUUUCUUGAUUAUUUUCUGCUGUUGUUUUUUUUAAAUGAAAGCAUUGAAUUGCAAAUAAUUUAGAAAAUUAAGUAAGUCCUGUAGGUCUCACUUUCUGAAAAUUUGCCUGGGGAGAGAUUGGAAUUCAAGUUGCUGGAUGUCCCUUUGUGUGUGAAUAGUUUUUUAUAAAAUUUAUAUUUAUAUUU